Messenger RNA from Dermacentor silvarum, 1380 nucleotides. RefSeq lists its product as uncharacterized. Lineage: Eukaryota; Metazoa; Arthropoda; Arachnida; Ixodida; Ixodidae. The coding region runs from base 211 to 1380 and encodes 389 amino acids. The transcript is spliced from 3 exons. Gene Ontology annotation, molecular function: zinc ion binding; nucleic acid binding. The record is from RefSeq and is a predicted model, not a curated record.
CUCUUUCGCACUGGCGACGAGGGUGGGAUGUGCCCGCUUCCACUAGCUCAGUGCUGAAGCAGUAUCAUAGACAGUCGGCGGUCGACAGCCACGGAAAGGAAAGCGGCGGCAGCCCUGGCCCGGAACGGUUGAAAUCGUCGGUACCACAGCAACGAGUCAACGCAGUCAUCGGGAGAGCGAACCGAUAAGUAUACCGUCACUUCACUGGAAAUGGCACGACUGGGGAAGCUAGACGAGUACGACGAGAAGGAGCAGAAUUUUGAAUCCUAUUUAGAACGCUUUGAGCAUUUCGUCACUGCAAACGAUAUCAAAGAGGAAAAGAAGCUGGCCGUAUUUCUGAGCGUGAUAGGACCACGAACGUACGAGGUGCUCAAAAGUUUGGUAGUACCCGCCGUUCCUGGGGACAAAUCCUUCGAAGAGGUGACAGUGCUGUUGACGAAGCACUAUAGCCCAAGCUGUUCUGUGAUCGCCGAGCUCUGCAAAUUUAACAAGCGAGCACAAGAGGAACAAGAAAGCGUCGAGGAUUUCAUAGUGGCCUUAAAGCAUUUAGCAAGGAAGUGCGAUUUCGGUCUGUUCCUGCAAGACGCACUGCGAGACAGAUUAGUGGCAGGCAUAAGACGCGAAGAAACGCAACUCGCCUUGUUUGCUGAAGACAGUUUAACCUUUGAAAAGGCGUGCAAGAUAGCCUUGGACCGGGAGCAGGCUGCGCGACAAACAGCGUUACUGCAUGCAGAAGGCAAGGAAGCGACGCUGCAUGCCAUGGCGAUAAGAGUUCAGGGAACUGAAAAGAAAUUGAAGCUUCGGAAAUUCAAGGACGUCAAGCGAAUCUGCGAAGGAUGUGGCAAGGCGCAUGCCGCUAGUGUUUGCUGGUAUAAGAAUGUCCAGUGUCACAGCUGUUCACAAAUCGGCCAUUUACAGAAGAUGUGUCCCAGCAAGUGCAGAGAACUAAAAACUGGGAACGUGGUGGACUGCUCUGAUAGUGACUCUGAAUUAGAUGUGUACCAUGUUAUUAACACCGUUCGUUCUGGAUACGAAGUGCAACCUCGGAAGACACAGCUCAUCCGUCUGCUCCGAUGUCUAGUGGGCCAGUCGCCGUGCCACCUCUCGGGGUUCCAGGCGCGAAAGAGUCUGCAAAUCAGCAGCUUCCGGUACCUGAAUCGCCCACGCCCGGAACAGCUGCCCCCGGCUCUUCGAACCAGCCAGACCCUGCACCUACAGCCGAGCUGCCAAUUCUUCGUCGUAGUGCCCGUGUGCGACAUCCCCCGAACAGAUACCAACCCAGUACAUUGCAGCCUCUGGGGUGCGAAACGAGCAGGCUUCCCUGAACCCACGCUGCUCAACGGUUAUGACGUACUGAAGGUGUGCCUAGUGCGUGCCUGA